UCAAUCACUCCAAACUCCAAACUAACCCAAAAUAUAUACCAUAUAUCAUACAUAAUAUUGCAAGGAUGGAUUGCGAUAAUCCCAGUUUAGAGGACCAGCGCGAGCGAGUGGAUAAUGCGAUCGUGACCGCCAUGGAGGAUCUGGAUCGGGACUAUCUGCGGAAGCUGCAGAUCGAGAUGCACGCCUGUGCGACCGCCUGCUGUGCGGAUGCGGAUGCGAAUGCGGAGGCGGUGGAGCGGUGCGUGGACCGCUGCCAGAUCCGCUUGACCCGCGCCCGCUGCUUCGUUCAGCAGGGCAUGUCCGACUUCGAGAAUCGCCUGGAGAAGUGCCUCCAGCAGUGCCGCCUCCAUGGAUCCUACGACCACCUGGAACGCUGCUCCAGCAACUGCGUGGAUAGCCACGUGGGCCUGCUGCCCGAAAUGCUCAGGGCCAUGCGAGACACCCUGGAAAAGGGCGUUUAAAAAGGUUCUAUU
Messenger RNA from Drosophila suzukii, 473 nucleotides. Its product is annotated as protein FAM136A. The record is from RefSeq and is a predicted model, not a curated record. NCBI's taxonomy places the organism in Eukaryota, Metazoa, Arthropoda, Insecta, Diptera, Drosophilidae. Gene Ontology annotation, cellular component: cytoplasm.